Messenger RNA from Trypanosoma grayi, 990 nucleotides. RefSeq lists its product as hypothetical. Bases 1 to 990 code for a protein of 329 amino acids. The record is from RefSeq and is a predicted model, not a curated record. Lineage: Eukaryota; Euglenozoa; Kinetoplastea; Trypanosomatida; Trypanosomatidae. The transcript has a single exon.
AUGUUCGUGCCCCCGUUCAGCGCCUGCUUUGCCCUCCUUUUCAUGGUGCUGCUUUCGCGCCCCGCGGAUGUUGCCGCUGCGGCGUCCGGGAUCAAUGCCUUCAGCGUCGUUGUUGUGAAGGAGCAAAUGGAGGAGACACUCCGCACUGCCCCAACUGGUGCCAUUCUCCAGCUUUCACCCUACGUCGUGCGGCUCUCUUCCGACUGGACCGUCGUGGAAAGGAGUACGUGGAGCGGCGGGCCUACGAAAGAGGGCGUGAAUAAAGGAGGGCUCUUGCAUUGCCGCCUGCCGCUGCCACAAACAGCAGAGGAUGUGGCGCUCCUCGAACAGCGUUACGUCCGACACAACGCGGCCCGCACGCGCGCGGCCAUUUGGCGGUGGAUGGAGGAUGUGUCGCACCAAGACGGCUGUGUCUUUGGUGAAGGCGAGACAGAGAUCACGGAGGUGACGGAGUGGUACCUGUUCUGCCCACGUGGUGCGAUACGCAAAGUGAACAGAACAGUCGUGAUAGAACAAGCCGGCAACUCGUCGAAAGAGCUCCAAAGAAAAGUUAAACGGUUGAUGCAGCGGUCUCGCGCUGGGGCGAGCCGCGGUGUCAGCAGCAGCAGACUUCUUCACGGAUGGACUUACAUCAUUGGUGCUUACCACGAGGGUAUCACGCAGCCGCGGUGGGGCGCAGAACGCCAGGCGUGGGAACUCGUGUACCCAACUAAUCGUGUGUGUGACGCCUGGCGGUUGGAUGCGCCAACGCAAAAGACACCAGAAGCCAAAGUUCCGCUGGCAAAGGAUGCAAGGAAAGAGUUUUGGGAGACUGUGGUGCGUCUCUACUGCCAGCCAAGGCGUAAAAAUCAUCGAGGGUGGGGGUGGAGAGUGACGGAGGUUCGCCAGGCGUGUUUGCACGAAGUUUCGCUCAAUUCACCGGCUGUGUGCGACUGGGCGAGGGAGCUGGAUACGCUACGAGUGAAUCCUAUUCCAUGCAUCUCUCUUUGA